Molecule: messenger RNA, 1390 nt
Organism: Metopolophium dirhodum (rose-grain aphid)
Lineage: Eukaryota; Metazoa; Arthropoda; Insecta; Hemiptera; Aphididae
Exons: 2
Coding region: 136-1023 (295 amino acids)
Source: RefSeq, a predicted model, not a curated record
CUCAUAUAAAGAUGAUUGUAUUAUUAUAGUAUGUAUGCAUUGUAUCUCUUUCAUUUGGUACAGGUAGAGUUCAAAGUGCUAAAAUAUAAUUAAUUUAACUGUUGCGGAAUUACGCAGUGCUCACAAUCUUAAAAUAUGUAUUUUAAAUUUACGAUGUUUUGGUUUAUGUUAAAUAUAUUUUUAAUGAUUUCCGCUAUUUCCCAGGUUCGUGGAUCAAAUAAAAAUUCAACAAAAAUUUCACAUAGUCUUCACAAAGCGAAAAACGAACCAAGUGUAUUGAUCCUACAGGAUGGUAAGGGUAAUACGUACAAGUAUAUUUACCCAAAUGAUAUGGACCAAUUUUCUAAGAUGAGUACUCUCGGUAAUAAAAAUUCUUCUACGGUGAUACACUUACCACCGGGAAUAUUGAAAUCCGAAAACGCUUCUUGUGAUACAAGUGAUAGUCCUGUAGAUCAUUCGUACGUAAGGAUAGUAAAUUCUACAAAUUCUGAGGGACCACGGACCACUAACCCAAAAAACGCAAUCACUGAACAUAAACAAUCUUUACCUGGCUCUAAGGUUGAUCCUAUAGUGGCUUUUGUAAUGCCAAAGCUCCCAGGAGGAGAACCGUGUGAAGAAGAAAAUACUGCCGCUUCGAUAAAUGAAAACGAAUCAACUGAGACUACCACUAUAAAAGAUUGUAAGACAGAAAAAGAAGAGGAUGGGAAUGAUGCAGAUGACAGUACAGUCAUCAAAUCAACGUAUGGUAAUAAUUAUCCGAAAGAUGAUUCAAAUAAUGCCCAAAUUUUAUCUCAAAUAAAUAAUGUAAAAUACCGCGAGAGCUCAAACAAUCAACAGAAUUCGCAAAAAUCGUGUGACGCCCGUAACGGCUUAAUAUUAUUGGUCGAAAAUGAUAUUAAAUUAAAACUUUUUUUAAAUUCUAACGGAAUAUUGGAUAAGUUGUCUCUGGUGAACAGUAGCAAAAAUUCAACGAUAAAAUCAAUGAACGAACUUUCCUCCGAAGAUGACGUCACAUCUGAAUAGGUGUCGGAGAAUGAUAAAAUAUUUUAUUAAAACGCUGAUAGUAGCAAACUUGCAUUACGUAUUAUCAUUUUAAGUGUAACAAAGAAUCUUAGAUCAAAAUGUAGACUUACGUUCAAAAAUUAAUAACAAAAAAAGUAUUAUGUAUCGAUAAAAUAUAUUGUACCUAUAUAUAUAUGUGUAAUAUAAUAUUAAGAAUUAUUUGAAUGUAAAAUGUUGUAGUCGGUAUAUUAUAUAUUUAUGGGUAUUUUUUAGAAUCAAUAAAAUAUUAUAAUAAUAUAUUAUUUAAUUUUGUAUUGCGUAAUGAGUUAUCACUUCGUAUACGUAGUACGUAUAUUGUUUAAGAUUGUUCCAAAGUAAAAAAAAAUAU